AUGAAUGUCCUCAUGCUGCGUCGAUCGGCCGCGGCUGUAGCUGCUACGCAGAGUGUGAGUCGUACAGUGUCGGCUAGUGUAACUUGCAGUACGCGUGGGUUUGCAAAUGUACCUGUUUCUGGAAAACCGGACCCAAAACCCACGUGGGGAGAGGUUAUUGAAAAAAUGUCCGACACUUUCUUUCUAUCGGACGUAUUCCGUGCCGUUUGGUUGUCCUGGGAAGUGCAUAUGGAGCGCAAAGUUACCAUUAAUUAUCCAUUUGAAAAGGGUAUGCUAAGUCCACGUUUCCGUGGUGAGCAUGCACUGCGUCGCUACCCAAGCGGCGAAGAACGAUGCAUUGCCUGCAAGCUGUGUGAAGCUAUCUGUCCUGCUCAAGCCAUUACCAUUGAGGCGGAGCCACGUGCGGACGGUGCACGUCGUACGACACGCUAUGACAUUGACAUGACCAAGUGUAUCUACUGUGGGUUUUGCCAGGAGGCGUGUCCAGUGGAUGCGAUCGUUGAGGGUCCGAAUUUUGAAUUUGCCACUGAAACUCACGAAGAGCUACUGUAUGACAAGGCGAAGCUGCUGGCUAAUGGUGAUAAAUGGGAGUUUGAAAUUGCCAAGAACCUCUCGAUUGAGCAGCUCUAUCGUUAA
This is a messenger RNA of Peronospora farinosa, 636 nucleotides long. Lineage: Eukaryota; Oomycota; Peronosporomycetes; Peronosporales; Peronosporaceae. The record is from the annotation of a GenBank genome assembly.